Colletotrichum acutatum is the source of this 492-nucleotide messenger RNA. RefSeq lists its product as uncharacterized. The transcript has a single exon. NCBI's taxonomy places the organism in Eukaryota, Fungi, Ascomycota, Sordariomycetes, Glomerellales, Glomerellaceae. Bases 1 to 492 code for a protein of 163 amino acids. The record is from RefSeq and is a predicted model, not a curated record.
AUGUUACCUCCCAAAGCCAAAUUCGUCCGCGAGUUCGAGCGCAACAAUACAAACAACAACCUCACACGCAAACCCACAUCUCCAUCCACAACACCAUCCUCCAAAAUCUUCACCCACAACCUAAACUACACCUUCACGGCCCCCUCAGUCCCAGACAUGACCUACUUCGCUCGCAUCCUCCACUACCAGCGCUACGGCCACGACGGCCUCGCCUGCUCCGGCGCGUGCUCGAGUAAUUUCACGCUGCCCUUGUACGAGAAGCAGGGGUACAUGUCGCCUUACCAAGUACGAUACACGGAGCGCCCCGGCUCGCGGGGCUCGGUGAAGAGUGAUAAGUCCUUUGAUGUCGCGGGCUACCGGCGGCAGCUGGCAGCUGCGGGGGUGAGGAAGAGAAAGUGGAAUACGUUUUGGGCUGUCAUUCUUGCGUUGUUGAUUAUUAUUUUUGGGGCGGGUGUUUUGGCUUUUGUGUUGUUGUCGAUUCGGUUGGGAUGA